GCGAGCUCAGGGCGCAUCUUCCACCUCGCCCAAGCCUCUGCCUUCGCUAGCUCUUCAUGCUGCCCACCUGAAAGGAAGACAUGGGCACCGGCGAUUUCAUCUGCAUUUCCAUGACUGGAGGUGCUCCCUGGGGCUUCCGAUUGCAAGGUGGCCGGGAGCAGAAGCGACCCUUACAAGUUGCAAAGAUUCGUAGCCAGAGCAAAGCCUCAGUGUCUGGGCUGUGUGAGGGGGAUGAGGUGGUGUCUAUCAAUGGCAAUCUGUGUGCAGACCUCACCUACCCAGAAGUCAUCAAACUCAUGGAAAGCAUCACAGACUCCCUUCAGAUGCUCAUCAAAAGACCAUCCAGUGAAAUAAAUGAGGCUGUGGUCUCUGAAACUGAAAACAAAAACCACGAGCAUCUCACACAGGAAGGGUAUGUGGAAAGUACCACCCUGCAGAUUCGACCGGCCACAGAGACCCAGUACAGAGAGUUCUCCAUCUCCCUGGCCAAGAGCAGAGCUCCUCUAGCUGAGGACCAGAGAAGUGCUUCUGAUUGUGCAGGGAGCUCAAAAGAAGAAGCAGGCCUGAGCUACCAAACAGCUCCCCAAGCGCUUGACUCCCUAGAAGGAUCCUUGAGAGAAAAGCUAGAAGCAGGAAGACUGGGCACCGUGGUGGAGCUACAACUGUCACUUUCACAGGACCGUCACAAGGACACCAGCGACCCUGCUGUGGCUCUCCUGGGAGCUAAGAAGCCAAAGUCUCCUGACCUAGACCCGUGCUUGCAGCAUGAGGGGGCUGUCCUCAUAAAUUCCGUCCCUGCUGAUGCAGAAGGAGACCUUUCUCUGAGGUCCAGCAAGACACUCCAGGUCUCCAGCAGCAGAGAGCUGAGAGUGAUCCAAGGGAGUGCAGUGGCAGCAGACGGGCUGCCCCAGGUAGAAGUGAUCCUCGAUUGCUCUCACAGGCAGAGGACUGAAGGGUGCAGGCUGCAGGCAGGAAAGGGGUGUGUGGCUUCUCCAGCGGAAGGAGGGCAGUCCGAAGCACCUCCUUCUCUGGUCUCAUUUGCCGUCUCAUCAGAAAGCACAGAGCAGGGAGAAGAUCCACUCGGGGAAAAGGAUCACAGCAGACCACACAAGCACAGAGCGCGGCACGCACGGCUCAGGAGGAGUGAAAGUUUGUCAGAAAAGCAGGUGAAAGAAGCAAAGUCUAAAUGCAAAAGCAUUGCCCUCCUUCUCACCGAUGCCCCCAACCCCAACUCCAAGGGGGUGUUGAUGUUUAAGAAGCGCCGGCGGAGGGCCAGGAAGUACACCCUAGUCAGCUACGGUACUGGAGAGCUUGAACGAGAGGCGGACGAGGAGGAGGAGGAGGAAGGUGACAAAGAGGAUACAUGUGAAUUGGCCUUUCUUGGCACAAGUGAGUCAGAAGUGGAUGAAGAGUUGCUGUCUGACAUUGACGACAACACCCAAGUAGUGAACUUUGACUGGGAUUCGGGACUGGUGGACAUUGAGAAGAAGCUGAACAGAGAGGACAAGAUGGAGAUGUUGCCAGACACCACAGGAAAAGGAGCCCUCAUGUUUGCCAAGAGGAGGGAGAGGAUGGAUCAGAUCACAGCACAGAAAGAAGAGGAGAGGGUGGUUGGAAUACCAGGCAGAGAGGCAGAGAUUGCCCAGACAGAAGGCCUGAGAACCACGACUUCAUACCAAAGGAAGGAAGAGGAAUCGGUGAGGAUGCAGACCUCUGUGAGCAAAAGCUACAUCCACAUGGGCCAUAGCCUUGGGCAGGUGCCUCAACAGAAUGGCUUCAGUGGAGGAUCCGAGACAGCAGAGGCCCAGAGGCCAAUCCCUAUGAACAGAACGGCCAAGCCUUUCCCAGGCUCUACAAACCAGUCAGCAGCUCCCUUCUCCCCAACUCACAACAUCCCGAGUCCCAUCUCUGACUUCCCUGCUCCUCCACCUUAUUCUGCAGUCACUCCUCCACCUGAAGCCUUCUCCAGAGGGGUAUCAAGUCCCAUCGCUGGCCCAGCACAGCCCCCUCCGUGGCCUCAGCCUGCUCCGUGGUCCCAGCCAGCCUUGUAUGAUGCAACUGAGAGGAUAGCAUCCCGGGAUGAGAGGAUUGCAGUGCCAGCAAAAAGAACAGGGAUAUUGCAAGAAGCCAAACGGAGAAGCACCACAAAACCCAUGUUCACGUUCAAAGAGCCCAAAGUAAGCCCAAAUCCGGAACUCUUGUCACUUCUUCAAAAUUCAGAAGGCAAACGGGGCACUGGAGCUGGUGGCGAUUCUGGACCUGAAGAAGACUACCUCAGUUUAGGAGCAGAGGCUUGUAAUUUCAUGCAAAGCUCCUCUGCUAAACAAAAGACCCCACCUCCUGUUGCUCCUAAACCUGCAGUCAAAUCCUCAUCCUCCCAACCAGUUACUCCAGUUUCUCCAGUCUGGUCUCCAGGAGCAGCUGCAACCCAACCUCCUGCCUUCCACACAUCAAACCCAUCACAGGGCACAGUGGUCUCUUCCAUCAAAAUAGCCCAGCCUUCUUGCCCUCCUGCCCGGCCUGCCAGUGUGCUGAACCUGUCUGGUCCCUUUAAAGGACCACAAGCAGCAGUAGCCAGUCAGAAUUACAGCCCCAAGCCAACAGUGCCCAUACCAACAGUCAAUGCUGCUCAUGCUGGGGCAAUGGGACCAUCCAAUGAGCUUCCUGGAAUGAGUGGGAAAGGAGCCCAGCUCUUUGCUAAGAGGCAGUCAAGAAUGGAGAAGUACGUGGUGGAUUCCGACACUGUCCAGGCCCAUGCUGCCAGAGCUCAGUCUCCCACUCCAUCCCUACCGGCCAGUUGGAAGUAUUCCUCCAACAUCCGAGCACCUCCUCCUGUGGCCUACAAUCCUAUCCACUCUCCCUCCUACCCAUUGGCUGCCAUCAAGUCUCAGUCAUCAGGCCCACAGGCCUCUAAAGUGAGCAAGAAAAAGGGCAAGAAACCCCUCAACGCUUUGGAUGUCAUGAAGCACCAGCCGUAUCAGCUCAAUGCAUCCUUGUUUACUUUCCAGCCUCCAGAUGCAAAGGAUGGCCUCCCCCCGAAAUCAUCAGUCAAGGUCAACUCAGCCCCUGCCAUGAAGCAAGCUCUUCCUUCCAGGCCAGUCAAUGCCACCUCACCCACGAAGGUGCAGGCUUCGUCUGUGUACUCAGUACCAGCCUACACUUCUCAGCCUACAUUCUUUGCAGAGGCCACCUCUCCAGUCAGUGCAUCCCCAGUGCCUGUGAGCGCCCCCACCUCUCCAAAGCAAGAGUCCACUGCCUUGUCAUCUUAUUUUGCAGCACCACGGCCGAAGUUCUCAGCCAAGAAAAGUGGUAUCACAAUCCAGGAGAGUUGGCGCUCCCUGUCUCUUCCGGGAAAACCGGUCCCACCCAUCAUUUCUACAACAUCUCCUUGGGCAUACCAGCCUGCUUAUAAUUACUUCAGCAAACCAGCAGAUGGGCUGGAGAAAGUAAACAGGAGACCCACACCUUGGGAAGCAGCAGCAAAGUCUCCUCUUGGCCUUGUGGAUGAUGCCUUCAGACCCAGAAAUAUCCAAGAGUCCAUUGUGGCAAAUGUGGUCUCGGCAGCUCGGAGGAAGGUGCUUCGGGGACCCCCAGGAGACUGGGAUGAGAAACUGUCCUAUGCUCCUCAAACACAGAAGGCCAAUAUGGAUUCAUUUGAAAGGCAAGAGUAUCAUGUUACUUCCGUAGCCAAUAAUAGCAUGCCUACCAACUUUCGGUAUGGUUCACAGUUGCCAUAUGCGUAUCAUAGGCAGGUUUCUAGGAAUGAUUCUGAAAUAAUGUCCUUGGAGACUAGGUCUGAUUACUGCCUUCCGGCAGCUGAUUGCAACUAUAACCCACACCCCAGGGGUUGGAGACACCAAAUAUGAGAGAACUAACUGUAUGACAACUAUGAUUUUUUUUAAUGUUCCUUUGUAGAUGUUUCUACUUUUCUAAUAGAUCUAGAUUCACUUUUGGUCUUGGCUGGUUCUCAUGGGUCAUUUACCUGGGUCUGUGCGUGUAUUUAUGCACAUGCACACACAAGUGUGAACCAUUUCCUUGUCUGCAGAUGUAUAGAGUAUUUCUUGGAAGAAAAACUCAUUUUCGGCAUUGAUGAUCUGAUAUCUGUGUAAUUCAAAAUUUUAAUUCCAUUUAUAAAGG
This is a messenger RNA of Fukomys damarensis (Damara mole-rat), 4137 nucleotides long. It is a transcript of the gene Synpo2, whose product is annotated as synaptopodin 2. The transcript has 5 exons. Gene Ontology annotation, cellular component: stress fiber; nucleus; actin cytoskeleton. Gene Ontology annotation, biological process: positive regulation of actin filament bundle assembly. Gene Ontology annotation, molecular function: actin binding. The coding region runs from base 81 to 3866 and encodes 1261 amino acids. The record is from RefSeq and is a predicted model, not a curated record. NCBI's taxonomy places the organism in Eukaryota, Metazoa, Chordata, Mammalia, Rodentia, Bathyergidae.